AUGGGUUUGGGAGCUGAGAAUGGUAAAGUGGAGUCUUGGAGCAUGUGCAAAUCGAAGGUGAGGAAGAAGAAGAAGAAAGAUGAUGAUGAUGAUGUGGAAGAAGAGGAGACUGGGUGUUGGGUUAGGCUGAGGUUCUUUGGGAGCUGCAUUUCUUCAAGAUCCAAAGUUGAUAGCUCAAUCAGUGGAACCAGUACUCACUGUGGAUUCGCUAGGAGAUGGUGGGAGCAUGCAAAUAAAAUUGUGGUAGCAAUGGUGAGGAUGCGUCAUACUGAAACUAAAUCUACAAAUGAUACAAGCAGAGACCAACCAACAGCUACUGUAGUCUCUUCCUCAACCACUAGUAACACAGAAAGUAAUGCAUCCACUUCCAAACUUGAAGAGGAACUUAAAGUUGCUUCUCGGUUACGAAAAUUCACAUUUAAUGAUCUUAAAUUGGCAACAAGGAAUUUCAGACCUGAAAGUCUUCUUGGUGAAGGUGGUUUUGGUUGUGUGUUCAAGGGGUGGAUAGAAGAAAAUGGAACUGCUCCAGUAAAACCUGGCACAGGGCUUACUGUUGCAGUUAAAACUCUUAACCAUGAUGGGCUUCAGGGUCAUAAAGAAUGGCUGGCUGAAGUAAAUUUCCUUGGUGACCUUGUCCAUCCAAACUUAGUUAAACUUAUAGGAUACUGCAUUGAAGAUGAUCAAAGGCUGCUAGUGUAUGAGUUCAUGCCUCGAGGGAGUUUGGAGAACCAUCUGUUUAGGAGGUCCUUGCCUCUUCCAUGGUCAAUUAGAAUGAAAAUUGCAUUAGGUGCUGCAAAAGGUCUUGCUUUUCUUCACGAGGAAGCAGAAAGACCUGUUAUAUAUCGGGAUUUUAAAACCUCCAACAUCUUAUUGGAUGCAGAUUACAAUGCCAAACUGUCUGACUUUGGACUUGCCAAAGAUGGUCCUGAGGGUGAUAAAACCCAUGUCUCCACCCGUGUGAUGGGAACUUAUGGUUAUGCAGCUCCGGAAUAUGUAAUGACUGGACAUCUUACAUCCAGGAGUGAUGUCUAUAGUUUUGGCGUGGUUUUACUUGAGAUGCUGACUGGCAGAAGAUCUAUGGACAAAAAUCGACCGAAUGGUGAACAUAACCUUGUGGAAUGGGCACGGCCACAUUUAGGCGAGAGAAGAAGAUUCUACCGAUUGAUAGACCCCCGGCUUGAAGGCCACUUUUCAAUAAAAGGUGUUCAAAAAGCUGCACAACUAGCUGCCCAUUGCCUUAGUCGAGAUCCUAAAGCCAGGCCCCUAAUGAGUGAAGUUGUUGAAGCCUUAAAGCCGCUGCCAAACCUCAAGGAUAUGGCAAGCUCAUCAUACUAUUUCCAGACCAUGCAAGCUGACCGCGUUGGGUCCAGCCCGAAUACCAGAAAUGGUGUCAGAACACAAGCAGGAUUGCUAACAAGGAAUGGGCAUCAUCAGCAGAGGAGCCUCUCAAUACCAAAUGGUUCCCAUGCUUCUCCAUAUCACCAUCAAUAUCCCCAUCAAUCACCAAAACCUAACAGCAAACCUUAA
Messenger RNA from Prunus armeniaca (apricot), 1527 nucleotides. The record is from the annotation of a GenBank genome assembly. NCBI's taxonomy places the organism in Eukaryota, Viridiplantae, Streptophyta, Magnoliopsida, Rosales, Rosaceae.